This is a messenger RNA of Lachancea thermotolerans CBS 6340, 798 nucleotides long. RefSeq names its product proteasome regulatory particle lid subunit RPN12 (gene RPN12). NCBI's taxonomy places the organism in Eukaryota, Fungi, Ascomycota, Saccharomycetes, Saccharomycetales, Saccharomycetaceae. The record is from RefSeq and is a predicted model, not a curated record. Gene Ontology annotation, biological process: proteasome-mediated ubiquitin-dependent protein catabolic process. Bases 1 to 798 code for a protein of 265 amino acids. Gene Ontology annotation, cellular component: cytosol; proteasome regulatory particle; proteasome regulatory particle, lid subcomplex. The transcript has a single exon.
AUGCCCACUUUAUUAGAACUAGUUAAAAGCCUGAAUACUGCUUUUGUUAAUGGGGAUAACUCUAGCUGUCAAAAACUUCUCAGCCCCGUUAAGAUCGAGUUGAUUAAAUCACAUCUCUUAGUACCCGACUUUUCCAAAGCACAAGAGAAUGAGAGGUACUUAGAGGACUUGAAUGUUGCCAAAAGGGUUUUGGAAAUUGGCGCCUUAUGCAGCUUGAGAAAUGCGGAUUUUGAAGCGUACGAAAACUUCUUUUCACAAUUGAGGGUGUUUUAUUUCUCUGGCAUUCCAAGACUGGCUGAAUCAGAAAACAAAUCAAAGCUAAUCAGUCUUUACCUACUGUUGCUGCUAUCGCAAGGCGACGUGACUAAGUUUCACUCUGAGCUAGAAUUUUUGGGUAAGCGCCUUGGAAGUCUCGAGGAAGAUGCGUUUUUGUCCUACCCAAUAAAAGUAGAGAAGUGGUUGAUGGAGGGCUCAUACCAAAGGGCAUGGGAUCUCCUCAAGAGCGAAUCAAAGAUUGAAGAAUUUAACGUUUUCACACAAACCCUAAUGGAUGCGAUACGGGAGGAAAUAGGACGUAACACUGAGCUAGCAUACCAUAAGCUGCCACUUUUUAACGUGAAGGCUCUGCUCUUUUUCGAGAGUGAAAAGGACACUGAGCAGUUUGCGCUAGCUCGAGGGUGGAAGGUCUCUGGAGGUUGCAUUGUAUUUGACGAAGAAGAGGUUGCCGACGAUCAUCAUCAAACAAGCAUCGUUGAAAAGGCUUUAGAUUACGCUAUUAACUUAGAAAGUAUUGUUUAA